AUGUCGCUGGAUGAGUCUGACAUUGAAGGGUUGAUGGAGGCUGAAAGAGGAGACGACUUCAUACUGGCACAGCUGGAGCAGCGUUGGAUGGUGCUGCACAACCUCAGCCAAAAGCAGCGCCGCAUGGUGAAAUACUUCGAGAUUCGCGACAUGAAUGGCGCUGCGAUUUCAACCCUCAUGUCUGAGGGCACCAACCAGCUUUCGAAGAUAAAGAGCACGUUGGGCCUGGUGCAAGACUUCUACCCUGAGAUGAUCCAUCAGGUCUCGGUGCUCAACUCUACUUCUGCCUUCUCGGGGCUUUUCAACUUUGUCUCCCCGCUGCUGAAUGAGCGGAUGCAAGCCAAGAUCAAGGUCUCCGCCACCGGCCUCCCCUUCGAGGAGCUUGCCGGGCUUAUGGAGCCCAAGGCCCUGCACUCUUGGGUGCAGGAGACCAGCAAACAUCUCAGUUGGUCGCAUCUGGUUGUGCCCAGUGGUGGGAAUGAAUUCCUCUCGCGCUGGUUGCAUCCGGGGGAUUCGCUGGAGUGGACAGCCAUCCUCGAGGAUGGAGAGCAGGUGAUGAUUCACAGUGCCUUCCUUCCACAGGACGAGUCGCAACAAGAAGAGCUGGCAUUCGUGGGCGAGGAGAAGCUGCUUCUGCGGAAGGCCAUCACCAGCGAGUUUGAGGCACCGGCGGAAGGUAUUUACUGGCUUUGUGUCGACAACAGCGCCUCGUGGGUGAGCAGCAAGACAAUCACCAUCGACGUUCGGUGA
Messenger RNA from Symbiodinium sp. CCMP2456, 750 nucleotides. NCBI's taxonomy places the organism in Eukaryota, Dinophyceae, Suessiales, Symbiodiniaceae. The record is from the annotation of a GenBank genome assembly.